UGAGCCUCCCUCGGAGGCCGGAAGACCCUCGGCGUCGCCUGGGUGCCACGCAGUGUGCGUUCCCCGUGUCUCGGGCCCCUCGGGUGCGACCCUGGGGUUCCGGUCCGGUCUGCGCGUGCGACUUGGUUUUCUUUCCGUGAAGGCUCAGCCUCCUAGGGAGCUGGCGUCCGCACUCCAGCUGUGACUUCGCGGAUUAGUGACUGUCACUCUUCCUAUAUCUUUAAAAGCGAGGCCUUGGUUACAGGCUCUGCUGUCAUGAAGGUGAAAAUUAAGUGUUGGAAUGGUGUGGCCACUUGGCUCUGGGUAGCCAAUGAUGAGAACUGCGGCAUCUGCAGGAUGGCGUUUAAUGGCUGCUGUCCAGACUGUAAGGUGCCUGGUGACGACUGUCCCCUCGUGUGGGGACAGUGCUCCCACUGUUUCCACAUGCACUGCAUCCUCAAGUGGCUGAACGCGCAGCAGGUGCAGCAGCACUGCCCCAUGUGUCGCCAGGAGUGGAAGUUCAAGGAGUGAGCCUGUGCUGCCACUUCCCUUUCCAGUGCUGUGCCAGGCUCAGCCCCUCCCC
Molecule: messenger RNA, 562 nt
Organism: Apodemus sylvaticus (European woodmouse)
Lineage: Eukaryota; Metazoa; Chordata; Mammalia; Rodentia; Muridae
Gene: Anapc11
Product: anaphase promoting complex subunit 11
Exons: 3
Coding region: 256-510 (84 amino acids)
Biological process (GO): anaphase-promoting complex-dependent catabolic process; protein ubiquitination; positive regulation of mitotic metaphase/anaphase transition
Cellular component (GO): nucleus; anaphase-promoting complex
Molecular function (GO): zinc ion binding; ubiquitin protein ligase activity; cullin family protein binding
Source: RefSeq, a predicted model, not a curated record